Messenger RNA from Hyla sarda, 2124 nucleotides. Its product is annotated as atherin-like. The transcript has 3 exons. The record is from RefSeq and is a predicted model, not a curated record. The coding region runs from base 210 to 2087 and encodes 625 amino acids. Lineage: Eukaryota; Metazoa; Chordata; Amphibia; Anura; Hylidae.
UACCUGCCCGUUUAGGGAUAGGUGGCCCUGACUGCACGGGACGGUAGGGGUUAACUCAGAGCCCAGGAUAGUUUUCCCUCCCCCCUGCUUUCCCGGGUUAGUAGGAGGGGAAUUAAGGCACGCCCAGGAUAUAUUUAGGUCUACCCCACCCCCUGGUUAGUCCUUUUCGUACUCACCAGCGCUCCUGAGAAGUCAGCUUUGCUCCGGAGAUGGCUGACGAGGCUGUAUGGAAUGCUAUCCGGGAGCGGGUGUUGGCUGAUCCAGGCGCCCUAUCUCAGCUACUAGCUGGGCUAGGCCUUCCUGCUGCUGCGGUUAGUAGUAUAUCUCGGCCGGCAGGUCCUGCUGUACGGGGGCGACGAACCGCCCGUGCAUCGCGCCCUCCGGCGCGUCUGAGCCCCAGUCCCCCUAGGUCGUCUGCUAGUAGGAGGGGGCGCUUUGCUGCCCGCAUUGCCUCCUCAGCUGUAGUUUCGGCCCCUGGUGCGGCUGUGGCCGCAGCUCGGGCUGUAGCUCCGCCCCUUCCGGGUCAAGUGUCACAGGAAGCUGUGGGGAAUUCUUCAGCUGCUUCGCGCGCUUCCCUGCAGGUCCCGGCAGUCUCAGGUAUUUCAGGGCAGCCUGCUUUAGUUUCCCGGCCGGUGUUAACCCCUGCAUUGCCAGCCGUUAUGGGUGCUGGUGCCCCUGCUCCCUCUCAUGCCUCCUCCUCUGCGGAGGAAAUACCCGAUACCCCUAUUGCCACGGCCCGGGUUCCCAUUAGACCCCAGGGUGCUCCGGUACUGCCUGGGGAUACUCAGCAGCCACCUGUCCUGGGGGGUAGUGGCGUUGAUCCUCCUUAUGAGGAUGCUUGUGAUAGUUUGGGGCCCCAUCCUGUUGAUCUGCCACCUUUAGAUGCCUCAGCUAGUUCCCCCUUACUUUUUACUGAUAAUAUGCGGCAAGUCAGUCAGCCACCGCGUGACCGAGUAUUUAGUAGGUCAGAGGGCCGUUCCCGUCCAAGACGGUCGCGGUCGUCCUCACGGGGAUCUGGCCGCUCCGGUUGGAGCAGAUCUGUUGGGUCCUGUAGACAUCACCGCAGGUGUUCACGCCGGGAGUCUAGGAGUAGUGUGCGCUCCCGUAGGUCCCGCUCGUCUCGGUGGCGGUCUCCUUCAUCAUCUGGUCGCAGCUCGUAUCGCUCAGGGAGUCGGGAGCGUCGCUCUCGCAGGCGCGAGGGGCGGAGACAUCAUUCAAGGUCCCCGAGGCGGGCUUCCCGCGGUGGCAGUCGGCCCCGUGCGGUGUCUGAUCCGGCUACUGUGCCGGUUGCUGAUCCAGCUCCUGUUCCUGCUACGGAUCCGGUCCCACCUCCUGUUGUUCCUGCGCCGACCGUUUCAGGAUUUUCGGAGGAUGUGUCCGGAUGCUGCAUUGGAAGGGCUCCCUUGCCCCCCAUUGGUCUGGGCCCUGCCGAGCAACGUCUGAUCCCACUGGUGGAAUCGUCGAUGGCGGCAUCUACAUGGGCGGGACAUGAUGUGCAAAGGACGAUGGUUUAUUUCCUGGGCCACUCUUAUUUCCACCGGGCCGCGCAGAGAGCUGAUUGCCGGCCGGGUGGGAGAUCGUUGGGAUGCGGCAAUGUUGAGCCUCACUGGAGGGGGAUCCCAGGUAUGCGGUGGACACGGGUCCUUACUGAAGUGGUGGACAUUGCUAGAACCGUCCGUUCUGGUGUAAUUUUGGUGGUACACGCGGGUGGGAAUGAUCUCUGUUAUUCCCGGGUUCCCGAUUUGAUUACUUUAAUGAAAGCCGAUGUUGAACGGUUUUCUGGUUUUUUCCCUGAUUUAGUUUUAGUAUGGUCCGAGAUAGUGCCUAGAGUAUCCUGGCAGGGUGCUCGCAAUGCUGAGGCCAUCGAGCGUUCACGGCGUUUGGUGAAUUCUCGUAUGGCCCGGUUUGUGCGACAGAAGGGUGGAGUGGUGGUCCGUCAUCGUGAGCUUGAAGGUGAUAACAGACGGUUUAUGAUCUCUGAUGGGGUUCACUUGAAUGAUAUAGGUUUGGACAUCUUUUUGUCGGGCUUACAAGAUGGUUUGGAGCAGGCCUUGUUUUUGCUUGGUGGGGGUCGGAGCACCGUGUAGGAGUACACGGGCUCCUCGGUGGCCUGAGGAGAGGAGA